Anopheles nili is the source of this 4964-nucleotide messenger RNA. Its product is annotated as muscle calcium channel subunit alpha-1-like. The record is from RefSeq and is a predicted model, not a curated record. The transcript is spliced from 23 exons. Gene Ontology annotation, cellular component: voltage-gated calcium channel complex; membrane. The coding region runs from base 1 to 4860 and encodes 1619 amino acids. NCBI's taxonomy places the organism in Eukaryota, Metazoa, Arthropoda, Insecta, Diptera, Culicidae. Gene Ontology annotation, biological process: calcium ion import across plasma membrane. Gene Ontology annotation, molecular function: high voltage-gated calcium channel activity.
AUGAUAAGCACAACUCUAUCCAGUAUUAUGAAGGACGGUUUCGAUGUGAAGGCACUUAGAGCAUUUCGUGUGCUUCGGCCAUUAAGAUUAGUUUCCGGAGUUCCAAGCUUACAGGUUGUAUUGAAUUCCAUUCUACGAGCUAUGGUACCGUUGCUUCAUAUUGCACUCCUAGUACUUUUCGUGAUUAUCAUUUACGCUAUCGUGGGACUGGAAUUAUUCUCUGGAAAAAUGCAUAAAACAUGCUUUCAUAAUAUAACUGAGGACAUGAUGGAAGAUCCUACUCCUUGCGGCGAAGGAGGUUUUCAAUGUAGCACUCUAGGUUUACAGUGGAUUUGUCGCUACUAUUGGGAAGGGCCGAAUGCAGGAAUCACUAAUUUUGAUAACUUCGGUCUGUCGAUGCUCACGGUGUUUCAGUGUAUCACACUGGAAGGAUGGACGGACAUGCUAUACUACAUCGAAGAUGCAAUGGGCAGUAACUGGCAAUGGAUAUAUUUCGUUUCAAUGGUCAUACUUGGAGCAUUCUUUGUAAUGAAUCUUAUUCUCGGUGUUUUGAGUGGAGAAUUUUCUAAAGAACGCACAAAAGCUAAGAGCCGUGGGGAUUUUCAAAAACUUCGUGAAAAACAACGCAUUGAAGAAGAUCUCAAAGGAUACUUAGACUGGAUAACACAGGCAGAGGAUAUUGAUACAUACCAGGACCCUCCAUCCGCAGGAAAUAUGAUGUCCGAAGAAUUGCUGAAAGGAACAAGAGCAAUGAUCGCUGGGUCAGGAACGAUAGGAUUGGAUGGCAUAUCAUCAGAUUCAACCGAUGCUCAAGGUUGUACCAACGUUGGAAUAGACCACGUGAAACCUAUCGCGGAAUCUUCGUAUAAUCGAUAUUUUCGUGGAUGGGAUCGGUUAAACCGUAAGAUGCGACGAUCUUGUCGAAAGGCAGUGAAAUCACAAGCGUUUUAUUGGCUGAUUAUUAUACUGGUAUUUUUAAAUACGGGUGUACUUGCGACUGAACAUUAUCACCAACCGCAAUGGUUAGAUGACUUUCAAGAGUACACCAACAUGUUUUUCGUGGCAUUAUUUUCAUUAGAAAUGUUCCUUAAAAUGUACAGCCUUGGUCUGCAAGGCUAUUACGUUUCAUUAUUCAAUCGUUUUGAUUGCUUCGUCGUAAUUGGGAGUGUAAUAGAAGUUCUCUUGACCAACACUCAAUUAAUGCCUCCAUUGGGAAUAUCAGUUCUACGGUGUGUUCGAUUGUUGCGGGUCUUCAAAGUAACGAAAUAUUGGCAGUCGUUGUCAAAUCUUGUAGCAUCAUUAUUGAAUUCUAUUCAAUCUAUAGCUUCACUGCUUUUGUUGCUGUUUUUAUUCAUCGUCAUAUUUGCUCUUCUUGGAAUGCAAGUCUUUGGGGGUCGAUUCAUCUUUAAUUCUAUGGACAAUAAACCACGAUCUAAUUUUGACAGUUUUGUCCAAAGCCUUCUUACUGUAUUUCAGAUUCUCACUGGUGAAGAUUGGAAUGCCGUAAUGUAUGAUGGUAUUCAAGCAUAUGGGGGCGUGGCUUCAUUUGGAAUUUUGGCCAGUAUUUAUUUCAUCAUUCUUUUUAUUUGCGGUAACUAUAUCUUGUUAAACGUUUUCCUUGCUAUCGCCGUCGAUAAUCUUGCAGAUGCCGAAUCAUUAACGGCUGUUGAAAAAGAAGAAGAUCCCGAUACGGAAGUAGACAAUUUGGAAGAUAAACCCCCUAGCACAUUGGGAGAUUAUGAAAAUGAUGGCGAAGGUGAUGGGGACGUGGCCGCAGAUGAAGCUGAGGAAAUUGAUAAAGAGAACGGCGAUCAAUACAAGGAUGAUGAACAUAGGCGAGCUUACAAAACUCGAUUGACAAACGAGGAGAAGUCAACCGAGGAAAAGACUAGUAAAAAUGCGUUUGCCACGAAAUCUGCCCUCAGUACCAACAACACUAAACCUGCAUCAGCCGCGUUAGAAGAGACGAAAAAAACGCGCAUCAGUAGAGUAGUGAUUCAAGAUCUCUGCGAAGCGAUUGAAAUACCGAACGAUCGAUCCUCCGCUCACACAACAUAUGCCAAAAGGUUAUCAGAGGCUGUGGUAUCCAGCAGUCCUAUACCCAUAUCGGAUGAAAAGUCACUCUUUCUAAUGAAGCCUACCAACAGGUUUCGUCAAUUUUGCCACUGGUUGUGCAAUCAUACCGUAUUUGGUAACCUGAUUCUGUUAUGUAUCAUGCUUUCAUCCGUGAUGCUGGCUGCAGAGGAUCCAUUGAAUGCAAAUUCCGAACGAAAUCAGAUUUUGAAUCAAUUUGAUUUUUUCUUUACCGCUGUAUUUGCUAUAGAGCUCAUAUUGAAGGUAAUUGCUUACGGAUUUAUUCUUCACAAAGGAGCGUUUUGUCGGUCUGCCUUCAAUUUACUCGAUUUGCUGGUUGUCAGCGUUUCGUUAGUAUCCAUGUUGUUUAGCUCUGGAACAAUAUCUGUGGUAAAGAUUCUUCGUGUUCUUCGCGUUCUAAGACCACUUCGGGCUAUUAACAGAGCUAAAGGAUUAAAGCAUGUUGUACAAUGUGUUAUUGUAGCAGUUAAAACCAUCGGCAAUAUAGUACUUGUCACAUUUUUGUUACAAUUUAUGUUUGCAGUUAUCGGAGUGCAGCUAUUCAAGGGUAAAUUUUUCUCUUGUUCGGACCGAUCAAAAUACGAGGAGUCGGAUUGUCAUGGAACAUACUUGGUUUUUGAAGAUGGAAAUGUAGACAAGCCAGUUUCAAAGGAGAGAGAAUGGUCGAACAAUCGGUUUCAUUUUGAUGAUGUCCAAAAAGCUAUGCUUACUUUGUUCACUGUGUCAACAUUUGAAGGAUGGCCAUCACUUUUGUACGUUUCGAUUGAUUCACACACGGAAAAUUUUGGACCAAUUUAUAACUAUCGGCCUUUGGUGGCAACAUACUAUAUAAUAUACAUAAUAGUAAUAGCAUUUUUUAUGGUUAAUAUCUUCGUUGGUUUUGUAAUUGUUACAUUUCAAAAUGAGGGUGAGCAAGAGUACAAAAAUUGCGAUCUAGACAAAAACCAACGUAACUGCAUCGAAUUUGCGUUAAAAGCCAAACCUGUUCGACGUUACAUACCGAAUGAUGAUCGUAUACAAUACAAAGUUUGGUGGUUCGUUACAUCCCAAUUGUUUGAGUACACGAUUUUCAUACUAAUUAUGAUGAAUACGAUUACUCUAUCGAUGAAAUUCUAUCGUCAACCACAACCUUAUACAGAGUGGUUAGAUUUUUUGAAUUUACUAUUCACUGCAGUUUUUGCUUUAGAGUUUGUGUUCAAACUUGCAGCUUUCAGAUUUCAGAACUAUUUUGGAGAUGCCUGGAAUGUCUUCGAUUUUAUCAUUGUAUUAGGAAGCUUUAUCGAUAUUGUUUAUUCAGAAGUUACUACUAGCAGCGGCACUAAGGGUGCUUCCACAAUUAUUUCAAUAAACUUCUUUCGCCUUUUCCGGGUUAUGCGAUUAAUCAAGUUACUCGCACGUGGCGAAGGUAUACGCACACUCCUAUGGACAUUCAUAAAAUCCUUUCAAGCUUUACCAUACGUAGCGUUACUGAUAGUGAUGCUUUUUUUUAUUUAUGCCGUAAUAGGAAUGCAAGUUUUUGGCCGUAUUGCUUUGGACGAUGAAACUGCAAUACACAGAAAUAAUAAUUUUCAAACAUUUCCCCAAGCUAUUUUGGUUUUGUUUAGAUCGGCCACUGGUGAAGCAUGGCAGGACAUAAUGUUAGAUUGUUCUGCACGUGAAGAGGUCCGAUGCGAUGAAAACUCCGAAGACAAAGAAUCAAAAGAAGGCUGUGGAUCGAACUUUGCAUUUCCGUACUUCAUUUCUUUCUACGUGCUAUGUUCGUUCCUGAUCAUCAAUUUGUUCGUGGCAGUCAUCAUGGACAAUUUUGACUAUUUGACACGUGACUGGUCCAUCCUAGGACCGCACCACUUGGACGAGUUUGUGCGCCUGUGGAGCGAGUACGAUCCGGAUGCUAAAGGCCGCAUCAAACAUCUCGACGUAGUGACGCUUCUUCGCAAGAUAUCUCCACCACUUGGGUUUGGUAAACUCUGCCCCCACCGAGUGGCCUGUAAACGGCUUGUAUCGAUGAACAUGCCUCUAAACAGUGACGGUACUGUUCUGUUCAACGCGACAUUGUUUGCGGUUGUACGUACAUCGCUGAAAAUCAAAACCGAGGGCAACAUUGAUGAUGCUAAUCUUGAACUCAGGCACAUAAUUAAGCAGAUAUGGAAACGUACGAGCAACAAACUUCUCGAUCAGGUCGUUCCACCUCCGGGUAUAGAAGAUGAAGUUACAGUGGGCAAAUUUUAUGCCACAUAUUUGAUCCAAGACUACUUCAGGAGAUUUAAAAAACGAAAGAACUAUGACCGUAAUCCAGAACCCAUGGCUCAUAUGACACUAAUUGCCGGAUUGCGUAUACUGCAUAAAAAAGGUCCGAAAAUAAAACGCAAAAUUUCGGGAACUUUGCAUGAAAGCGCCUCGUCUAUUAAUCCAGAGCCAACACACAGGAGAAAUCACAAACUUUUCGGAAUCACUUGGCCAUCAUCAUACCUGUUGAAAAAACGAUGUUUGAUUAAUGAUAAAAUAAUAAACGUUACACAUGUAGAUCAUACUCCAGUGCGACCACCUCGAACGUAUGCUACGCUCAACAAAGGAUUUCGUAAUGUGAAUAAAACGUUGAUGUAUGGAUUCAGAAUGAUGCACGAUCAUGAUCAAUUAAAUGACACUUUCGCGAACGGUAACGAUCGUACUGGAAAUGAAGCCGGUGUACUUAAACCACUGUGUUUCGGAGAAAUUUAUUCCAAACAAACAAGUCGAGUAGUAAAUGCUACAGAAAACGAAACUUAAAUGAUGGUUUUUACAUUAUUCGCCAAAACAUUUUCACCACAGCCAGUUUUGUAAGGUUUGCAAUGCGUGUCAAAAUGUAUUUUGAGUGCUACUUUUGUUGAGAU